Neolamprologus brichardi is the source of this 352-nucleotide messenger RNA. The record is from RefSeq and is a predicted model, not a curated record. Lineage: Eukaryota; Metazoa; Chordata; Actinopteri; Cichliformes; Cichlidae.
GUACGUCUCCUGUGUGUGGCCACUCAGUAUGGUGAUCUACAGAGUGUGUGUUACCUCCUCAAAGAGGCUUGCAUCCCUGUGCCUCUGGAGCCAUCUAACAGCAACCCGGCUGUUUUGGCAGCGCACUGCGGCCACACCGACUUGGUCAAGGAGCUACUGGACUCUGUACCCGGUCCAUGCCUGAGGAAGGAUUUGCUCAACUCGAUGCUGGCCGCAUCUUGCCGGGAGGGUCACCUUGAUGUGGUUCGUCUGCUGGUCCAGAGCUACGAUGCUGACGCCAAGGACUGUGCAAUCCAUAGCGAUGAAUUUGCUGUCAUCACUGGCCUGCCACUGUAUGCUGCUUCACAAGCAA